Ilex paraguariensis (yerba mate) is the source of this 1569-nucleotide messenger RNA. NCBI's taxonomy places the organism in Eukaryota, Viridiplantae, Streptophyta, Magnoliopsida, Aquifoliales, Aquifoliaceae. The record is from the annotation of a GenBank genome assembly.
CCAUAGUGCUCGGACCAGUUCUGUUUCCUCCAUUUCCAUCUGUCUUUAUCCACAACAUUUUAAUCAGUAAUCGGACUAGUGUUUUCUCCGGUGCUGCAAACGUCCAAAGCCAGUAGCAAAAAGCUGCAUGUCACUCCUUAUAUUAAGCGCCACAACCAAAACCAAAAAACCCGUCUACUCUUUUCUCUCUCAGCUCAAUCUCUGCUUCUUCUCCUUCUCUAUCAUCUCUUUCUCGGUGUCUCUACAGAGUUGACAGGCAUGAGGAAUAUUGGGAGAAGAGGAAUUCAUUACUUGCAGAAGCUGAACGCCGAGAACGUUCCGAAAGAUUUGAUUGAAAAGGGGCAGACUCGCGUCAUAGAGGCCUCACUUACUCUGAUUCGUGAGAGGGCUAAGCUUAAGGGAGAGCUUUUGCGGGCUUUGGGAGGUGCUGCAGCAUCAACAUCGCUUCUUGGAGUUCCUCUUGGACAUAACUCAUCGUUUCUACAGGGGCCUGCAUUUGCUCCUCCUCGCAUACGAGAAGCAAUCUGGUGUGGUAGCACGAACUCCACAACAGAAGAAGGAAAAGUAUUAAAUGAUCCACGGAUCUUGACUGAUGUUGGUGAUGUUCCUGUUCAAGAGAUACGAGAUUGUAGUGUAGAUGAUGACAAAUUGAUGAGUAUAAUAAGUCAGUCAGUCAAGCUUGUUAUGGAAGAAGAGCCACUGCGCCCUUUAGUUUUAGGGGGUGACCACUCAAUAUCAUUUCCUGUUGUGCGAGCUGUGUCUGAGAAGCUUGGAGGACCUGUUGAUAUCCUUCACCUUGAUGCUCAUCCUGAUAUAUAUAAUGAAUUUGAAGGAAACAAGUACUCACACGCAUCUUCUUUCGCCCGAAUUAUGGAGGGUGGUUAUGCCCGACGACUUUUGCAGGUUGGUAUCAGAUCAAUAACAAAUGAAGGUCGGGAACAAGGGAAAAGGUUUGGCGUGGAGCAAUAUGAAAUGCGAAAUUUUUCAAGAGAUCGUCACUUCUUGGAGAACCUAAAACUUGGUGAAGGUGCGAAAGGCGUGUAUAUUUCAAUCGAUGUGGACUGUCUUGAUCCUGCAUUUGCUCCCGGGGUAUCUCAUAUUGAGCCAGGUGGUCUGUCUUUCCGUGACGUUCUCAACAUCCUUCACAACCUUCAAGCUGAUGUUGUUGCUGCAGAUGUGGUUGAGUUCAACCCACAACGUGAUACUGUCGAUGGAAUGACUGCAAUGGUUGCUGCUAAGCUGGUCAGAGAACUGGCUGCAAAGAUUUCCAAGUGAAAAACUGAGCUUCCCAACUGAAACAACUAAAAGUUUGACCAAUUGAACUAGCUUAGAAGGGUUUGAAUUACAUUUUUGCCAGUGAGUCGGAUGAUUUUGACACAGCUUCAAUUGCAAAGCUAUUUUUGUAGCUUGCAACGGGGACUAUUAUGUACUUCGUCCUAGUCGAAAUAAGUUGAAAUAAUAAUGCAUAAUUUAGUUUGCUUUACCAUGAUCUAAGUUGAAUAAUCAAAUUUCCACCGAGUGGGGUGAUUUAGAGAGAUACCGGCUUAACUUUUCAUAUUGAGGUUGGAG